AUGGCAUUAGAAGAAAAUAAUAAUAAUACUACAGGAAAUUUCAAUUAUGAAACCAGACCACCACCGCCACUUAGACCAGUUAACGCAAACACUUUAACUGAAAAACAAGUUGUCAUAGCUGAAGAAUUUCCAAUGCUAUUGAACAAAAGUAAAGAGGAAUUAGAAGAUUUAUUGAAUAAUGAAGUGGUUUUUGAUUCUUUUUUGGAAACUGUUGAACAAAUACAGAAAACACUAACACAAGAAGAAGAUUUAAAUCAACUUUAUAAAAAAGUUCAAGAUGAAGAAAAUGAACUUAAAGAACUUUAUGAUGCUUAUAAAGAAAAAAUAAAGACACAACAAGAAGUUUUGCAGUUGGAGGUACAACAAUCAGAUGAAUUAUCAGAACAAAUAGCAAAUUCGUUUUUAGAUGGAGAGAUAGAAUAUGAUCAUUUUGUUAAGCAUUUUAGAGAAGUAAGAAAAGUGUAUCAUCUUAGAAAUGCCAAGGUUGAAAGAAUUGCUUUGAAUCCUAUGAUAAAAGAAAUAGCAUUCUAUUUGAAGGAAGUGCUUUGCUUUAGCCUUGCUGGUUAUAAAUUAAUUCCAAAAACUGAAGAAAAUGAAUAUAUUAAGAUAUUGGAACAUUUAAAAACCA
Molecule: messenger RNA, 628 nt
Organism: Entrophospora candida
Lineage: Eukaryota; Fungi; Glomeromycota; Glomeromycetes; Entrophosporales; Entrophosporaceae
Source: the annotation of a GenBank genome assembly